Molecule: messenger RNA, 3153 nt
Organism: Dunckerocampus dactyliophorus (ringed pipefish)
Lineage: Eukaryota; Metazoa; Chordata; Actinopteri; Syngnathiformes; Syngnathidae
Product: annexin A5-like
Exons: 13
Coding region: 2011-2889 (292 amino acids)
Biological process (GO): negative regulation of coagulation
Cellular component (GO): cytoplasm
Molecular function (GO): calcium ion binding; calcium-dependent phospholipid binding
Source: RefSeq, a predicted model, not a curated record
CAUGAGAGGACGCGUGAAUGCAGCGAUAUGACUGGCAGCCUGUCGCGUAUGCGUGUAAGCAACUUCCAAAUAAGCCAUUUGAAAGAUAGUAUUUGCUGGUGUAUUAUAUUUGUCUUCAUAUGAUAGCCUAUUCUACGUGUUAUUUAGCAAAAACGUCCAUCCUUUUGGUUCCCCACCCCCUUCCUGAUUGGAUCGGAUUAUUUACAACGUUAGCGGUGGAGUUUGAAUGCAUCCAAACACUUGGCAAGUUUGAACACCUACCUUUUGUUAUAUAAACACAUAAAAGGCCAAGUGUUAAAUAAUGUUCUUUCGUGUUGUGGUCCUAAAACAGGCGGCGUUGAGCAAACUUGGCUUUAUGUAAACUCUGGGCAGUGAGUAAGCUACAGGAACAUCACAUUGCUAGCCAGCAGACUGUGUUCUGCGCAUGCGUAGACCUACGGUACACCUGUAGGGUCAAUACUAUCAUUAGUGUCCACAGUCCAAAUGUUCCAAGUAUUGGACUUAUUUAGCCUUUGUAUUACAUUGGUCCCUCGUUUAUAGCGGCUAGUUUGUUCCAGACCCGACUGCUUUCAAGGAUUCAUUGUUAAUAAGUAGAAUAUUUUUGUGGUUGGAGCAUAGAAAGCCUGUUUAUGACUUUGUAAAUCUGACUUUUAAACAUCAUUAGAGCCUGGUAGACAUGAAAUAACACCCCUAUAGUCACAUUUACACUCCUAUUAUUCAUUGUUUACACCACAUUGCAAGCGAGCUAACCGGUUAGCCUCAAAUGUAGUUUUUCUAAACUUAAGAAGCCAAAAACAGAAUACCACCAAAUACCCAUCAUUUAUUAAUAGCGGCGUCAAGAUGAGACGAUUCACGAGAACGAGACAAGCUUCGCAUGUUAGCUAAUUUAUAAAUACCGACUUGGCAUGAUUUAGGGACACUUUUGUUGCUGCUAUCUUGCAAGGUGAUAGCAUGCCAACUGUUAGCAUUUUAGCUAAUUACCUCAUGUUUAAAUGCCAAUACACACAUGGCAUGAUGUAGGGACACUAUAGAAUUGCUUGGGCACUUUCUGUACAGAGUGCUAUCUUGCUAGGUGCUGGCAUGCUAACUGUUAGAAUUUUAGCUAAUUUUCUCAUGACUAAAUACAUGUACUGGUAGAGACAAGGCAUGACGGGCCGACACUAUAGGACAGCCUCGGUGCUUUUGAUACAGUGUGGUAUCUUGGUAGAAUGCUAACUGUUAGCAUGUUACAAUUUUAGCUAAUUUCCUCAUGCUUAAAUGCACAUAUAGACAAGGUAUGAUGUAUGGACACCAGAGGACCGCCUUGGUGCUUUUGGUACAGAGCGCUGUCUUGCUAGGUACUAGCAUGCUAACUGUGAACAUUUUAGCAUUUUAGCUCAUUUCUAACUGCAAAUAGACUUGGCAGGAUACAGGGACACUAUAGGACUGCCUGGGCACUUUUGGUACUGAGUGCUGUUUUGCAAGGUGCUGGCAUGCUCACUGUUAGCGUUUUGGAUCAUUUUCUCAUGUCUACAUGGCAGUGCUUGCUGGCAUGGCACAGCAUGCUAGCAAACACCGGGUCAGUGGCUUAAAAAAGCGUUUUUAAAAAGUGAUUUUGUUCCUGCUGGUCGUGGUCAGCUGAGCCGUAAAAGUGGUUAAGCCGAGCGGAAGUAGCUUUUUGUUGUGUGUUUUGGGGCUUUCGCGUCACAGGGAGCUGAGUUUACACCUGCAGAAGCCCCCCGCCCCCAUGGGGAAGAAGAUGCUUACCUGGCCUGGCGGAGGAGGCUGGGACCACCACGGUCGCUAGCAAAAGCAGGAGCAAGAUGCUCUCUGCUCUUUCUCCUGGGUAUGAAUCCAGGGCGGCCCCCUCCCCACCAAAGCUGUGCAGUGUGUCCCAGGAGCGUCCACGGUGUUGUCCAGUGGGGAUCGUCUCCGUGACUUGAGAGCAAAGUGACAAAGGCCAGCAGAGGAACCGUCAAAGCCAGCGCCAACUUCAACGCCAGCACGGAUGCUGAAAGCCUGUACAAGUCCAUGAAAGGCCUCGGCACCGACGAGGACGCCAUCCUGCAGCUGCUGACCUCCCGCAGCAACGCCCAGCGCCAGGAGAUCUCCUCGGCCUACAAGACUCUCUUUGGAAAGGAUCUGAUCCACGACCUCAAGGGGGAGCUGGGGGGCAACUUCGAGACGCUCAUCGUGGCGCUGAUGACCCCGCCCGUCGCCUAUGAUGUGACGUCGCUCCGCAACGCCGUCAAGGGGGCAGGAACCAACAAGAAGGUGCUGGUGGAGAUCCUGGCCUCUAGAACCGCCCAGCAGGUGAAGAACAUCGUCGCUGCCUAUAGGCAAGAGUAUGAUGACGACCUGGAAGAGGACGUUGCAGGAGACACCUCAGGUCACUUCAAGAGACUUCUGGUCAUCCUGCUCCAGGCCAACAGGCAGACUGGGAUCCAGGAGGGAAACAUCCAGACUGACGCUCAGGUCCUCUUCAAGGCCGGCGAGCAGAAGUAUGGCACCGAUGAGCAAACGUUCGUCACCAUCCUGGGAAACCGCAGCGCCGAGCAUCUCCGGAAAGUGUUUGAGGCGUACAUGAAGCUGUCCGGCUACGAGAUGGAGGAGAGCAUCAAGAGGGAGACGUCCGGAAGCCUCAGAGCAUUGCUGCUGGCCGUCGUCAAGUGUGCCAGGAGCGUUCCAGCCUAUUUUGCUGAGACUCUCUACUACGCCAUGAAGGGUGCAGGAACGGACGACAACACUCUGAUCCGUGUGAUGGCCACUCGUAGUGAGGUGGACAUGUUGGACAUCAGAGCUGAGUUCAGGAGGAUGUUUGCAUGCUCCCUCCACUCAAUGAUCAAGGGUGACACCGGUGGUGACUACCGCAAGGCCUUACUGCUUCUCUGUGGCGGGGAUGACACGUAACCACGACAACAGCGGAGCCUCCACCCCCCCACAGCGUCGGGAGACCGGCGCCAUUAUCUCGUACGAAGUCAAUUACCGCAACAGAAGUUUGUUUUUGAAACCAGGAUCCCAAUUAACGUCUUUGAGAGGUAGCUAACAUUUCACUCUUUGCUCCACUAAUCAUGUCUUUAAUGAUUCCAUCACACGUUUGUCUUUGCACGGAGCCAAUUAACUCAAUAAUAAACAUUUCAAUGGAUGAAGUACAAAUCUACUUUCUUUGUUGGA